GACACGAAAAGACAGAGAAACAACAGAAGAAAGAAAGACGGAACAGAACAGAGGAUUUUCCAAAGAUCCUCUUCUUCCUCUGUUCUUCUCAUUCUUCUCCUGGUCUUGAAGAUAUACAUGAAUCAACAUCCCAUUGUUAUGAAUGUUGAUUCACUCUCUUAUGUAUACAUAAGCUUUUACAGGUGACCUCUCUGAAAAGAUUUUUUUUUAAAAGAUUCCUCAAAAAGAAUUUGAUUUCUUUGAGCUAUUAUUAGCCGGUGAGUGUAGUAGAAACCCUCCAAAGCAAAAAAAAAGAUGGGUGGGUGCGUUUCUUCACAGAGAAAAAUCAGCAACAAGCUUCAUCAGAAGAAGCAUAAACAUGGUGGCAGACCUGGCAAAAGCCGGUCCAAAAUCUCGACUUCAAUGCCUGAUGUUCCCAUGAAACGCAUGAGCAAUGCGAGCGUCAGGGAUUUUGUUCAUCUUGAUUUUGAAAAAGGUGCAGCCAAGAUGAUGUGUAAGAGAGCUGAGAUGACAAAUGCUAAUUUCCAUUUAACUCAGCUUCAAUGGAACUGCCAAUUUGAUGGAAACCGAGUCUCACAUGAGGAAGCUUGGUAUGAUUCCUUUAGUUACAUUGACUCUGAGUCUGAUGAUGGAUCAAACAGUAGUGUUUUUGAAGAUGCAAACCCUUCUGCGAUGGGACAAGUGAUUCAGUAUGAAGAGUUCUACGAGAGUUACCUCAAAAUAGAUGGGAACAAAGCUGAGACAUAUUCAAGCAAGAAUGAAGUCAGCAUAAAGAGAAACCAAAUUGCUGAUGAAUCUCACCAAGAAACCAUCAAGACUACCACUUGUGAAGAACAUCAAGAUCACAAUAAGAGAUCAUCAAAAGUUGUUAUGGUUUCGGUUCGAAGAACAUCUAUUGAUAGAAAAUCAACAUCAUCUGAAUUAUACCGACCAAAAGCUGGUUCUGUGAUUCAACGUUCUUUGGGAGAGAAGCUGACCAACCAAGGAAGCUGGUUAGAACUUUCUCCAUCGAGUUUCAAGCUCCGUGGAUUGAACUUCUUCAGAGAUAAACAAAAGAGUCCAGCACCAAACUGUAGUCCUUACACUCCUAUUGGAGUCGAUCUUUUCGCGUGUCCUAAGAAGAUAAACCACAUUGCUCAGCACAUUGAGCUCCCUAAUUUGAAACCGGUGUCAUCACAAGAGUGUUAUGUCCCCAGUCUCUUGAUUGUGAACAUCCAGCUUCCAAUGUAUCAAACAUCUAUGUUUGGUGACUAUGAUGGUGAAGGACUUAGCUUAGUCUUAUACUUCAAACUGAAUGAGAAUUAUCACAAAGAGAUCUCACCUCACUUUCAAGAAACCAUCAAGAGAUUUAUGGAUGAUGAGAUGGAGAAAGUCAAAGGAUUCACAAGAGAAUCAACAGUGCCAUUCAGAGAGAGGUUGAAGAUCAUGGCCGGUUUGGUGAAUCCUGAGGAUCUUCAGCUAAGUUCUACCGAGAGAAAACUUAUCACAGCUUACAAUGAUAGACCUGUUCUUUCUCGUCCCCAGCAUGAUUUCUUUAAGGGACCAAACUACUUUGAGAUCGAUUUGGAUAUACACAGGUUCAGUUACAUAUCGAGGAAAGGACUCGAAUCUUUCAGGGAUAGGAUCAAGAAUGGGGUUCUUGAUCUUGGUUUAACUAUUCAGGCUCAAUCACCAGAGGAACUUCCAGAGCAAGUACUGUGUUGUGUCAGGCUGAACAAGAUUGAUUUCGUGAAUCACGGACAGAUCCCAACGCUUUUAACUAACAAACAAUGAUGAGUUUCCACAUCUAAAGAGACAAAAGCAAAACAAAGAACCUUUCACAUAUUUGUAUUAAAAAGACAUUUAAGUACAAAUCAGUGUCUUUUUUUUUUUGGAAACCAUAGAAACAAGAUUUGCUCUGAUAUAUUUAAUCUCAUGAAAAAUAUUCAUUUGUACAGACGUCACAAGUUCUUACUCCAUUAUUCAAAACCCAUGAAAAUAACAAUGAGAUUGCUUUGUAAAUUUCAUUCAAGCAAUGACUAUGAGAGACAAACCAAAGCAAGUAGAUCAAUAAUGUAAAUAUAAUAAACAAAAGAAAAACACACAACAGUUCAGUCGUUACAA
This is a messenger RNA of Brassica oleracea var. oleracea, 2103 nucleotides long. RefSeq lists its product as uncharacterized. The record is from RefSeq and is a predicted model, not a curated record. Lineage: Eukaryota; Viridiplantae; Streptophyta; Magnoliopsida; Brassicales; Brassicaceae. The transcript has 9 exons. Bases 295 to 1773 code for a protein of 492 amino acids.